Saccharomycopsis crataegensis is the source of this 1425-nucleotide messenger RNA. RefSeq names its product COMPASS subunit protein SWD1 (gene SWD1). Lineage: Eukaryota; Fungi; Ascomycota; Saccharomycetes; Ascoideales; Saccharomycopsidaceae. The record is from RefSeq and is a predicted model, not a curated record. Gene Ontology annotation, molecular function: protein binding. Gene Ontology annotation, cellular component: Set1C/COMPASS complex. The transcript has a single exon. The coding region runs from base 1 to 1425 and encodes 474 amino acids.
AUGAACCUCUUACUUUUGGACCCAUUCGAGGUUGCGAAAGAGUAUCCAGAAACAUUAACCAACAGCUUGCAGUAUGGUCACUCGCGGUUCCUCAAAUUUAAUAAAAAGGGUGACUAUUUAGCCAGUGGUCUUCUAGAUGGCUCAAUUUGUAUAUUCGAUGCUGAUACUAAUCAAGUCAUUGCAGUAUUGAAGCAGCAUACGGGGGUGGUCCAAUCAUUAGAGUGGUCUAACUGCGGCCGCUAUUUACUUAGCUCUUCCACUGAUUGUAAAGUUUUACUAUGGGAUUUAAAAACAAAGACGGUGAUUAGAGAAAUUAUAUUUGAGAGUGCUGUUUGGACGGCUCAACUACAUCCAACUAACACAUUUGUUUUCGUAUGCACAAUUUUCAACGAUGAUCCAGUAUAUGUUGAUUGGAGUAAUGAAAAUGAUAUCAGGAUAUUAAAAAUCCCUACAACACCCUACCAACCAGAACAAUCGCUAACAUCAGACAAAAAUGAGGAUGGUGAUAAACAUAUUGAAGAGCCUGAACCUAAAAAGCAAAAAAAGUCAAAAGACUUAGCCUUUUGUGUAAAGUUUGCCUAUAAUGGGAAAUUAAUGUUUAUGGGUACCAAUAAAGGUUGGCUAAAUAUAAUAUCAAAUUUUGAUAAUAGCAGCUGGUUGAAAACUAUCUACUCUCAAAAGAUUUGUAGCUCGCAUGCAAAACAAAUUGUGAUUUCUGAGAAGACGCUGAAGAUUUUCGUAAAUUGCUCUGACAGAAUUAUUAGACAAUUAUCAAUCCAUGAAGACUUCAUCACAAAAUAUUUGAAGAAUCCCUCAGAACCAACUAAAGACGAAGGAAAAUCUGAGGAUUCUGAAGCAUCUGGGGCAUCUGCAACAGAAAAUAACGAAAAUGACGAAUUUGAGAUCGAAUUGAAAUAUCAGGAUGUUGUCAAUAGACUUCAAUGGAACUCUAUAACUAUAAACCAUAACGGGGAAUAUUUGAUUGCAUCCACUUAUGGCUCAGGAGCUCAUGAUAUUUAUAUGUGGGAAACUACAAUGGGAUCGCUUACCAAAGUUCUUGAAGGACCAAAAGAAGAGUUGUUUGAUAUUGAUUGGAACAAUAAAAGAUGUUGCAUUGGGGCCAAUGGACUUGAUUCGGGUUAUGUUUAUCUUUGGACUAACAUAAUUCCGCAAAAAUGGAGUGCAUUAGCUCCUGAUUUUGUUGAAAUUGAAGAGAACGUGGAGUACAGUGAGCAGGAAGAUGAGUUUGACAUUUUGCCAAAUGAAGAGAUAAAUCAGAGGCAAUUGAAUGAAGAAGAUGAGCAUGUUGAUAUCAUUACCAAAGAUGAGGUGGAUGCAAGAGGAUUACAGGAAGAAGAAUCCUUUGUCAUUCCGAUGAUUCUCAAGAAGGAUAUUGAUUUAAGUGAUGGCGAGGAUGUUGAUUAA